Molecule: messenger RNA, 336 nt
Organism: Lycium barbarum (goji berry)
Lineage: Eukaryota; Viridiplantae; Streptophyta; Magnoliopsida; Solanales; Solanaceae
Product: putative F-box/FBD/LRR-repeat protein At5g56810
Exons: 4
Coding region: 1-336 (111 amino acids)
Molecular function (GO): protein binding
Source: RefSeq, a predicted model, not a curated record
AUGGCUCAAGGUAGAAAAAGAGUUGCUGUUAAGCAUGAUAGAAAUGAUAGAAUAAGUGAUCUACCAAAUAAUGUUCUCAAUCGUAUCCUUGAGCUCUUGCCAGUUCAUGAUGCAGCCAGAACUAGUAUCUUGUCCAAACAAUGGAGAUCUGUUUGGGCAAUGCUUCCAAAUAUGAAGUUGGAUAAUCACUUCUGCAACAAAUUAAUGAUAAAGUGCCUGGGCAGUUUCAAAGGGAAUUCCAUUCACGCUCAAUUUGUUGUGGUAUCUAAGUUCUGCCUGAACAGUGUAGCAACUUUACAGUUGUUAAGUACCUUGCAGUACUCUAAUGGAACCUGA